AUGUCUUCGAAGGUGAUUGGAAGUGUUUUAAACCGUUUGAAAGGUGGGAAAGUGGUUGGAACUAAGUUGGAGCCAUCCGUGCGGGCGACAAACGGUGCUACAGCGUUAAAAUAUAGAAGUUAUAAUGCUUCGUUGGAAAUCGAGGAUUUUCAGUCGAUCUUACCAGAGAAGACGUUUGCAGUGAGUAGUGGGACCAAGGAGCCAGUUGGAUUCGAGUUAAUCAAAAGUCGGGAUCCGAGGUUUUUCCAAUUUAAAGAUUACUAUGUUUUACUCUUUAAAGAUGAAAAAUUGCUUAAGGAAUAUUACCAGGCCACCCAGCUUGCAAGGAUCCAUAAAGUUCGUGUUAAGUUUACGCCGCUGCCGAGUGGCCAAAGGAGUGAGCAUGUUUAUUCUCACUAUGUUGAGAACUUAGAAGCGGCUUUCGAGUCGAGCAGGAUGUAUACAGAACAGUACAAAAAAAAACGGCCUUUCGAUCAAGAAACUUUUGAUCUAGCCCAAUUGCAACAACGGGUGCGACCCAUUGAAGAGCGAUCAGCCCUAGUUUGGAACCUCCCGCCCGAGAUGAGGUCACAUAACCUUAUGGACAGGUUCUGGUUUUACGAUAUAAAGCACUGUUUCAAGCUCUACUGGGACGACUCGAUCGGUAAGACGCUGUACUACGUUGCAUUUAAUGAUCGGAAUGAUUGCAUGAAAUUCAAAAGGAACUUUCACGGAGUUUAUUUCGAUGACGAUCCCAAGUGGAAAUUGCUCGUUGAGACGUUACAUUAG
Messenger RNA from Torulaspora delbrueckii, 768 nucleotides. It is a transcript of the gene PET54, whose product is annotated as Pet54p. The record is from RefSeq and is a predicted model, not a curated record. Bases 1 to 768 code for a protein of 255 amino acids. Lineage: Eukaryota; Fungi; Ascomycota; Saccharomycetes; Saccharomycetales; Saccharomycetaceae. Gene Ontology annotation, molecular function: nucleic acid binding. The transcript has a single exon.